Messenger RNA from Plasmodium cynomolgi strain B, 840 nucleotides. Its product is annotated as ribonuclease H1 large subunit. Bases 1 to 840 code for a protein of 279 amino acids. The transcript is spliced from 2 exons. Gene Ontology annotation, biological process: DNA replication, removal of RNA primer; mismatch repair. Gene Ontology annotation, molecular function: RNA binding; RNA-DNA hybrid ribonuclease activity. NCBI's taxonomy places the organism in Eukaryota, Apicomplexa, Aconoidasida, Haemosporida, Plasmodiidae. Gene Ontology annotation, cellular component: ribonuclease H2 complex. The record is from RefSeq and is a predicted model, not a curated record.
AUGGAACCGCUCAUCAUUGACAACCUGUACAAAUUUGGGGACGAGGAGGUGCGGUUAGGUAUCGAUGAAGCGGGAAGAGGUCCUGUACUGGGACCCAUGGUAUACGCAGGAUUCUACUGUAACAAGGAACAUGAAAAAUUACUAAAAGAAAUGAAAAUUGACGACUCGAAAAAAAUAAGCGAAGCAGACAGAGAAAUGAUGUUCCUCAAAUUAAACAAUUCAACCUUGCCAUUUGGAUGGAGAAUACAUGUGCUCAUGCCACAAGACAUAAGUGCCAAAAUGUUGAAAAAGCAAAAAUACAAUUUAAACGAAAUUUCUCAUGAUACGGCAAUUUCUAUCAUUGACCAUGUUAUAAAUCGAGGAUGUAAUUUGACUGAAGUUUUUGUAGACACUGUUGGGAAGGCUAGUGUGUAUGAAGAAAAAUUGAAAAAAUUAUUUCCACAUAUAAAAUGCACCGUUAAGGAGAAAGCUGAUUCUUUAUACCCAGUCGUUAGUGCUGCAUCUAUAUGUGCCAAAGUGACACGUGAUUUUCUCAUCAAAAAAUGGAAAUAUGAGGAACCGAUAGUUAAUAUUGACAAAGGGUUCGGGUCCGGAUACCCUGGGGAUCCAAUAACAAAGAAUUUUUUAAAAAAUAAUUUCGAUUCCGUUUUUGGCUUCCCAACUGACAACAUGCUGGAAACUAUGGGUGAGCAAAUCGAGUGGUACGAUGACAUCGAAAAUAAUGACUCAAAAGCGAUAAAAAGGAAAACGCCUUUUGAUUACAGCAAACUCCAAAAACCCUUCGUGCAGCGAUCUGUCUUUUACUCCAAGGUCGGCUUAGACCUUGUGGAAAAUUUGUGA